Galeopterus variegatus (Sunda flying lemur) is the source of this 3741-nucleotide messenger RNA. RefSeq names its product neuralized E3 ubiquitin protein ligase 1 (gene NEURL1). Lineage: Eukaryota; Metazoa; Chordata; Mammalia; Dermoptera; Cynocephalidae. Gene Ontology annotation, cellular component: postsynaptic density; plasma membrane. Gene Ontology annotation, biological process: nervous system development; negative regulation of Notch signaling pathway. The record is from RefSeq and is a predicted model, not a curated record. Gene Ontology annotation, molecular function: ubiquitin protein ligase activity. The coding region runs from base 41 to 1576 and encodes 511 amino acids. The transcript is spliced from 7 exons.
CCUGCCCCCCGAGAGUGCCGAACCCCCCGGGCCGGAUGCCAUGGGUAACAACUUCUCCAGCAUCCCCUCUCUGCCCCGAGGAAACCCGAGCCGGGCGCCGCGGGGCCACCCCCAGAACCUCAAAGACUCCAUCGGGGGUCCCUUCCCCGUCACCUCCCACCGAUGCCACCACAAGCAGAAGCACUGCCCGCCAGUGCUGCCGGGUGGGGGGCUCCCAGCCACGCCGCUGCUCUUCCACCCACACACCAAGGGCUCCCAGAUCCUCAUGGACCUCAGCCACAAGGCCGUCAAGAGGCAGGCCAGCUUCUGCAAUGCCAUCACCUUCAGUAACCGCCCGGUCCUCAUCUACGAGCAAGUCAGGCUGAAGAUCACCAAGAAGCAGUGCUGCUGGAGCGGGGCCCUGCGGCUGGGCUUCACGAGCAAGGACCCGUCCCGCAUCCACCCUGACUCGCUGCCUAAGUACGCCUGCCCUGACCUGGUGUCCCAGAGCGGUUUCUGGGCCAAGGCACUGCCUGAGGAGUUUGCCAAUGAGGGCAACAUCAUCGCCUUCUGGGUGGACAAGAAGGGCCGCGUCUUCUACCGCAUCAACGACUCAGGCGCCAUGCUCUUCUUCAACGGGGUCCGCACGGCUGACCCGCUCUGGGCCCUGGUGGACGUCUACGGCCUCACACGGGGCGUCCAGCUGCUUGACAGCGAGCUGGUGUUCCCGGACUGCCUGCGGCCGCGCUCCUUCACCGCCCUGCGGCGGCCGUCGCUGCGGCGCGAGGCGGACGAGGCGCGCCUCUCAGUGAGCCUGUGCGACCUCAACGUGCCGGCGCCCGAGGGGGACGAGGGCGGCCGGCCCGUGCGCGUGGCCGAGACCAUCUUCGUCAAGGUCACGCGCUCGGGGGGCGCGCGGCCCGGCGCGCUCUCCUUUGGCGUCACCACGUGCGACCCCGGCACGCUGCGGCCGGCCGACCUGCCCUUCAGCCCCGAGGCCCUGGUGGACCGCAAGGAGUUCUGGGCCGUGUGCCGCGUGCCCGGGCCCUUGCACAGCGGCGACAUCCUGGGCCUGGUGGUUAACGCCGACGGCGAGCUGCACCUCAGCCACAACGGCGCGGCCGCCGGCAUGCAGCUGUGCGUGGACGCCUCGCAGCCGCUCUGGAUGCUCUUCGGCCUGCACGGCGCCGUCACGCAGAUCCGCAUCCUCGGCUCCACCAUCCUGGCAGAGCGGGGCAUCCCAUCACUCCCCUGCUCCCCUGCCUCCACACCAACCUCACCCAGUGCCCUGGGCAGCCGCCUCUCUGACCCUUUGCUCAGCACGUGCAGCUCUGGACCUCUGGGUAGCUCUGCCAGCGGGACGGCCCCCAACUCACCGGUGAGCCUGCCUGAAUCACCAGUGACCCCAGGUGUGGGCCAGUGGAGUGAUGAGUGUACCAUUUGCUACGAGCACGCAGUGGACACGGUCAUCUACACGUGUGGUCACAUGUGCCUCUGCUAUGCCUGUGGUCUGCGCCUCAAGAAGGCCCUGCACGCCUGCUGCCCCAUCUGCCGCCGCCCCAUCAAGGACAUCAUCAAGACCUACCGCAGCUCCUAGCCCGCGGGCCCCACCCCGCACACCCACCUUCUGAGACCGCAGCCCAGCUCCAGCCAAGCCAACAGGGCCCCUUCUCUUCCUCAUUUUGGGAACUCUUUUGCCUUCUCCAUUAAACCUGGGAAACUGAGGCCCUGAAGGUUUGGGGGGAGAGGGGAUAUCAGGCAGGGAGGCGGGGGCAGACGCACAUCUCCUGGCAGAGGGGAGGGGAGGAGGCUGCACUCCUAUCUUUCUCUUCUCUGUCUCAGCUCUUCCCCGCAUGCUGAGAGGCUAAAUGGGGUCUCAGCCUGUCCUAAUCCAUCCCCACCUGGGGCAGAUUUCUAGAAGGUCCCUCAAGCCCAUGUGGCACCUUUGUGAGAAUUAAAAAAUAUGUACCUUCCCGUGGGCAGCUGCGGCCCAGCGCCAGGGCAUGGGGCUUGGCUAGGGGAGUGUGGACUUGAUCUCAGCCGCCGUUGCUCCCUCAGCCAUCUGCCCCUGAGCAGUGCACAGCCUGCUCCACAGCAGCCUUGGGCGGGCAGCCCCUGAGCUGCUGUCUCACUCUCUGCCCCGUGCCCACCUUGUCUUUCUUCCCUGCCCACUGGGCCUAGCAGCUGGGCAAAGAGGUGGUAGAUGCCUCUCCUCCUGGGUAGGCUGCAGCCCCUAUGCCAUGUCUCUCUCCUGCUCCCCCAGGAUGAGUGGAUGGACGGGCUGCCGAGGGCUCCAGGUUCUGGGUCCCUAGCCCUCUGCCCUGGUUGAGAUGGGGAGGAGCCCUUCCUGGCCAUAGUCUUUCUGCCCCAGUCAUCUUGUUGGAUGUUGUUGCCCAGGGUUGCCCUUUGGAAUGGACUGGGGAGUGGGGUCUGUCUGUUGUCAGGUCUCUAAGGACAGGUUUACAGCUACUGUCCCUGAUCUGUCCUCCCACAUCUCAGUGCUGUCCUGGGCCCAGGCUGAUUCUCAGAGGCUUUAGCAUGCCCAGGAGGGACGAGGGCCCUGGAUUGGGGUGGGCAGGUUUCCUGGGCUAAGGUCAGCCUUUUUCCUUAUUUUAAGUUAUUUAUUUAUUUGGUUUGUGGGUUUUGGGUUUUUCUGUUUGUUUGUUUAUGGUGUGAGUUCUCAUUCCCUGCAUCCCUAGAAAUGCUGCCCUGGUAUGUGGGGUGUCUGAGGAGAGGGGGCUGCAGAGAUAAUCAUCACUCAAAGUCUCCCCUAGACUCCAGCCACGAAGCUCAUAGCCAGCCCUGCUAACCAUGAAUUGGAAGUCCGUAAAAAGGGGCCAAAUUGGGAGGCCACCUAGCAAAUUGUGCCCAUUUUACAGAGAGGCAAACUGAGCCUCUUUAGUGCCCUGGGGCUGGUAGAUCACCCAGCACCACAAAGUGCCCUUCCACCCUGAGUUCCCUGCUCCCUAAGGACAUAAAAAUUUCUAGAAAGGCUGAGGGAGAGGCACCCCGCAUGGGCCUGGGAACAGGACUGGGGGAACCUUGUCCUAAUAGGGCAGGGAGCCUGUUCUUAGGAAAGGCUUGCCACCCCUGGGAAAGAUGGGAAGGGGCGGCUCCCAGCACUUGGUUCUUAUUCUGGGUUCUGGGGAGGGAGUACCCACACCUGCUUUUGGGUUACAGUCAUCUCAGCCCUGCUCACCUUGUCCUGGGCCGGGGCCAGGUCCGAGUCUUGGCCUAGGCUCCCCCAGCCUCCCAGCCCUCCGCUUUUUUGCACCCACCAGAGACUACUUCUCCCUGUGACAGGCGGGGCAUGGGGCUCCAGUCCUGGCCCUGGCCAGUCAGAGUCCCUCUGAACCUCUGCUUCCACCUCUGUAAAAUGGCUGUUUGGGGGAGGGGGCAGCCUUGCUGCAUGACUCUUGGGAGUUCAUUGGUGAGGGGCUGCUGUGGGGUGUGUGAUGGGGAAGCACUGGGAACAGGACUCCAGGCUGGCCUUUGGGGAAGUCACCAUUCCACUGCAGGUCUCUAGUCCCCAGCCACUGACCCUGGGAGACCCUUUCAGUGGGAGUGGUCAGGGGCUCCAUCCCAGAGGCAGGAAAGGCCUCAAGUACAGGAGCUGCAUGGCCUGAGGGGCGGGGAGAGGAAGCCAUCAGUCGUAUUUAUCUCUGUUAGUGCAGGGGUAGCUGCUGCCUCCUUUGUGAACUUGGGUCGCUGUGAUUGUGAAUAAAGGUGAUUUCAUACCAGCCUGAGGGCUGUGCUAGCAUA